Alosa sapidissima (American shad) is the source of this 2568-nucleotide messenger RNA. RefSeq names its product E3 ubiquitin-protein ligase TRIM35-like. The record is from RefSeq and is a predicted model, not a curated record. Lineage: Eukaryota; Metazoa; Chordata; Actinopteri; Clupeiformes; Clupeidae. Gene Ontology annotation, molecular function: protein binding; zinc ion binding. The transcript has 6 exons. Bases 95 to 1510 code for a protein of 471 amino acids.
CUGGACCAACAUUUCAGCACUGACACCAACAUACGCCUUUUGAUCUGGAACAUUAAAAGGAUACAAAGUAUAGGAGGACCGCACUGCUGCAGCUAUGGCAGGUGACUCAGAGGUUCUGGAGUAUUUUCUUUCAUGCCAAAUCUGCUCCUCCACCUUCACUGACCCUGUGUCCCUGGAAUGCAAUCACAGCUUUUGUAAGAUGUGUUUGUGUACGUUCUGGGACCAGGACGACAACAGAAGAUGCCCAGUCUGUGAAAGGUCGGCCUCCAAUGACAUGCCACAGGUCAAUUUGACCUUGAAGGGCCUCGCGGAUGUAUUUGCUGGGAGGAUUCAAGAAAACGGCAAUGCGGAGACGAAGCAGGAAGUGUUGUGCAGUGUGCACACGGUGAAACCGACGUGGUUUUGCAUAAGUGAGGACAAACUGGUUUGUGAGGGGUGUGAGAGUAUCACUGCCCACGCGGGACACAAGCUCAAGCUUCUUCAAGAGAUUGUAGAGGAUUUGAAGCAAACUAUUACUCUGGACCUGAUCCCAUUGAAGAAGCAGGCGCGAGAAAGCAAAGAUGUUGAGGACACGUAUGUGCAUAUGGAAAAGCACUUGACGACCCAGCGUGCACGGGUUGAGAAGAAGAUCAAGGAAGAGUUUGAGCAGCUUCAUCAGUUCCUGAGAGAGGAAGAGGAGGCCAGGCUGACUGCAGUGAGGGAGGAGGCCGAGAGGAAGAUGAUGAUCAUUGAAAGAGAGCUGAAGAUCAUCCGGGGACAGAUCCAUGCUCAGACAAAGGCUAUCUGCCGUGUGGAAGUUGACCUGAAACAAGAUAACGCGUCAUUUUAUCAGGACUACAGUCGUACCAAGGCAAGAGUCCAGUGCAAACUGCAGGACCCAUAUGUGUUCUCUGGGGCUAUGCUAGAUGUCGCCGAACACCUGGGAAACCUCAAGUUCAACGUCGGGAAGAAGAUUGUAGAGACGAUGGAUUACUACCCGGUGAUCCUUGACCCCAACACAGCAGAUGGCUGGCUCAGUGUGUCUGAGGACAUGACGACAGUGACGGAGAUAAGAACCAAACAGGAUGUUCCAGACAACCCAGAGCGCUUCACAAAGUACAUCUACGUACUGGGCUCGGAGGGCUACGACUCAGGCGAACACUGCUGGGAAGUGCAGGUGGGGGACAGAGACCGCUGGAGUCUGGGUGUGGCCAACGAGUCCAUCGAAAGGAAGGAGGAGACGUUCCUGGAGCCAAAGUUUGGAUUCUGGACAAUCUGGAUGGAUGAGUGUAAGUGCACUGUAGGCGGCAUACACAUUGAGCUGGAGAAGAGACCGGAAAGGAUCAGAAUCCAACUGGAUUAUGGGAAAGGACUGCUGUCCUUCUACGACGCCGAUGACAUGACACAUAUUCACACAUACAAACCCACUUUCACAGAGAAGAUCUACCCAUUCUUUAGCACAGAGACAGAUGAAAGUACGACAGGCAUCCAGAUAAGCCCAUUCAAAAUGUCCUUGAUUGCAACCCCAUAGUUGCAAAGCAUGCUGAGGUGUCUAAAGGCACUAAUUACUUUCUAUCAGUAAUACUGUGGUUUGCAGGAUUGUGUGUUUACUGUGUUGCCUGUCUAUCUGUCUAUCUGUCUGUCUGUCUGUCUGUCUGUCUGUCUGUCAGUCCAUAACCUGUACAAUUCCCAGGUCACUCUACCUGAGUUUGGCAACAAAUAUGAAGUUUAACUACUAACCUCAAAAUAAUAAUAUUUGCUGAGCUGGCACAAGGUAAUGGAGUCAGGCUCAUUAAGUACAGUAUUACUGACAAGGCCCUGAGUCUCCUACUCUUCACUGGCCUGUUAGUGCCCCUUACAGGCUGAGUUACACACACACACCCAACGCACUGCACACCAAAGGUAAUAUGGCAUACAGAUACACUAACACUGGUGGGCUAAACUAAGAUACACACUGACCAAAUGGUUACAUUUACACACAGUAACAGUGCCGAGUGCAGAUGCAGAAUUCCGUUAAUCCAGAGUGAUACAGCACUGUGGGGUGAAAAUAUUUACAUUCUGGUCAUUCACAGCACACAGUAGCCUAUACAAUCCUCUUGUACACAACAAUACCUGUAAUUCAUUCACUUACACAGCAUAUAGUUAUAUGAUUUACCCAUGGCGGUAUCUAAGGAAGCACAGGAUAGGUGCCUUUUUUCGGUAUCAGACAUGCAUAUACAGGUUCAGGAUUUAUGCCUUACUUAGCACAGGGGGCCUACCUAAAAUAGACAACAGAAUAGGGGGUCCCAGAAAGCGCUCGUGUGACUCAGAUUUCGCCAUGUAAGGGUAAUUUGAGCCUUCCGAGUCAACAUGGUUACUAACACUUACUAAUGCUAACUAAUCCUAACAGUUACUAAUUAUCGCCUUUACCAUAUUUAACAUGCAUAUUUAUAUCAUUCUUAAUUAUGUUAUGUCACAUUCUGUGAUGUUAAUGACAUACAUUUCUUCAUGAUAAUAUACUUUUUUUUUACUUCUUUGUCUACUGUCCUGACACUUGAUGAUGGAUUGCCAAGUCACAAUAGUAGACCUCUGAAUUGAAUGACAUUGUUA